AUGAUUCUGGUGAGGUUUUAGAGGCAGUUGGAAAACAUACCCUUGAGAUUAUCCGUGGACAUGGAUCAUGUGGGGGAUACAUGAUGGCACACCUUAAAGAUGGAAGGUUUGACUGUUCCUAGAUAAUAGUUCAAGAUAUAUUAAAAGAGGUAGAUCCAGAAGGUUGCCAGUUGAGGAAAGCUCACCGGUUGAAGAGGAGGACUUAUCACUGUCUUGGGCGAAAUGAUACUUGGCACAUAGAUGGUUAUGACAAACUGAAGCCCUUUGGGUUUCCCAUACAUGGGGCCAUAGAUGGCUUCAGCUGGAAAAUAUUAUGGCUUGAGGUUACCAGGUCCAACAACUCACCAGACAACACUGCCACUUACUUCUUAAGUACUGUAAAGGAAUUGAAAGGGUGCCCUAGACAGCUAAUUACAGAUCUUGGCACUGAAAGUGGAUUGGCAGAAUUAAUGCAGUCUUAUUUUCAUGAUGAUGCUGAUGCCGACAGUUAUAUCUCAUCACCUAGAAACCGAAGAAUUGAAGGGUGGUGGUCAUUUUAUUUAUGGAGCAGGUCAACAUGGUGGCGCAAUUUUUUCCAAGAUUUGGAACUUGAGGGUGUCUUGUACUCUUCUGAAUUAAGUAUGGAAUGUUUGUGGAACUGUUUUGCACCAGUUAUCCAGAACGACCCUGACAUUGUUAAAGAACAUCGGAACAGCCACAGAAUUAGGAAAAGUAGGCACAAAACUGUCCCUGGUAGACUGAUUCACUAUUCUAUUUGCCUAAGUUUCAUGGGGCUGUUGGAAACCUUCUGCUAA
Pocillopora meandrina is the source of this 794-nucleotide messenger RNA. The record is from the annotation of a GenBank genome assembly. Lineage: Eukaryota; Metazoa; Cnidaria; Anthozoa; Scleractinia; Pocilloporidae.